AUGAAUAAUGCAUUUGAAAAUUGUAUUAAAUUAAAGAAUGUGAAAAAUAUUUUAAGCAUUCCAGAUUGUUGUUUUAGUGGAUGCUCAAAAUUGAGCAAUGUCAAUAUUCUAGAAAAUUCAAGAUUUAUCGGAUAUAAAUCAUUUGAAAAUUGUUAUUCCCUGGAGAGUAUUAUUAUCCCGCCAUCUGUUGUAACUUUAUCAGAAUAUUCAUUCUUAAACUGCAUGAAUCUCAAAUCAAUCAAAUUCUCAGAAAGAAAUGAAAUUGAGAAGAUAUCAAACAAUUCAUUUUCUGGCUGUAUUUCACUACAAAAUAUUAGUAAUUUUGAGUCAGAUAAAUGUAAAUGGAUUGAUAAUACUCUUUAUUCUAUAGAUAACUCAAAAGAAUAUCUUGUAUUCCAUCUUAAUAGAUCAUUAGAUAAAACUCUUAUUAUCAACUGCAGUGUUAUCUGUAGUUAUGCAUUCAAUGAAUGUAACAACAUAUAUAAUAUCAGCAUCCUUCCAAAAAGUGUUUCACUAAUAGAAAAAUAUUCAUUCAACAACUGCAAGAAUCUUCAACACAUCAACUUCCCUUUCUCUGUCAGAAGUGUUGAAUACCAUUCAUUUGUUGAAUGUCAUUCUAUAUGUUGUCCUCUUAUUAUUGAGGAUACAAAACUUGACUACCUAAGAAUGAUUGUUGAAUCUGGUAUUCCACGACGACUUAUUCUUUCAUGUGAGAUUUACGAUGACACUCGUGAUUUUGAAACACCUUGCAUAUAUGGGAUUGGAGCGAUUACAUUUUUGUUGACUUCAUAUUUCUAA
Molecule: messenger RNA, 798 nt
Organism: Trichomonas vaginalis G3
Lineage: Eukaryota; Parabasalia; Trichomonadida; Trichomonadidae
Product: ribonuclease inhibitor domain-containing protein
Exons: 1
Coding region: 1-798 (265 amino acids)
Source: RefSeq, a predicted model, not a curated record